AUGCAGUCCGCAGACAUGGAGAUUGCUCUCUUCUCGUGCCUCCAGGAGAGGACAUCCCUUCUCCAGUUCAUGGUUGACCUGCUCUCUGCCUUGCAGACCCUCUUCUACGACCCCACGCCCUUCACGCGCCUGCGCUUGCGAUCUGCAUCGCCCCCACCAGGUGCGGCAGGGCGGCGGCGGAGCACUUCGCGUGAGCCGACCCACAGGCAUCUGCACAGUGGCUGCUACGCUUGCGCUUCGCAGUGCGAUCUUGCGCCUCUGCCGAGUGCUCAGGCAAUGAAGGACAUCGGCACAACUAUCUCCGGCGGCGACGACUUGCGCGAGCUGUGCACAGCGCUCGAAGCGGAGAUUGCGCAGGCCUCGCAGGCGUUCUCUGCUCAGGUUCAGCGCGUUUUAGCCGAGGCUGAGCAGAGCGCCCGUGCGAUUGGCUCGGCAGCCCCGGGGCAGUCACUGCGGGCUUGCGGCCUUUGGGUGGAGCAGGAGAAGCGACGGAAGGAGAAGCAAGGUCUACCAUCAGAUCGUGCGGUGCCUUCCGUGGAUUGGGCCGAGGAGCGCGCGCAGUACCUGGCCACGACUCGCGCCAUGGAGGCCAAGUUUGCGCAGCUGACAAAGCUGAGAAGGCUGCUGCAGGCCAAGUACACUGCUGCCCGACGAAAGAUCCACGCUGGGCGUUACUGA
This is a messenger RNA of Symbiodinium sp. CCMP2456, 678 nucleotides long. The record is from the annotation of a GenBank genome assembly. NCBI's taxonomy places the organism in Eukaryota, Dinophyceae, Suessiales, Symbiodiniaceae.